Molecule: messenger RNA, 532 nt
Organism: Glycine soja
Lineage: Eukaryota; Viridiplantae; Streptophyta; Magnoliopsida; Fabales; Fabaceae
Product: pleckstrin homology domain-containing protein 1-like
Exons: 1
Coding region: 11-532 (173 amino acids)
Source: RefSeq, a predicted model, not a curated record
CUCUCUCUCUAUGUCUUCUCAUCUUCGAGCUCCGAUGGCAAGCCUGUGGUGCGUGACAAUCGGCAUGACGGACAACGCCACCGACUACGACAGCGUCGAGUUCUGGUCGAACCCCGAGCGGACCGGCGGCUGGCUCACCAAGCAGGGCGAGUACAUCAAGACUUGGCACCAUCGCUGGUUUGUCCUCAAGCAAGGCAAGCUCUUCUGGUUCAAGGACUCCGCCGUCACGCGUGCAUCUCGUCCACGCGGUGUGGUCCCCGUCGUCACGUACCUCACCGUCAAAGGCGCCAAAGACAUCCUCAACAAGCCCAACGCCUUCGAGCUCUCCAUGCGCUCCAACAAGAUGUACUUCAUCGCCGACUCCAAGAAGGAGAAGGAGGAUUGGAUCAACUCUAUGGCAGGAGCAGAAGGGUUCGUUGAGAUUUUUUUUGUUUUCCAUAAAAGAAGCUCCUUUUCAUCCUUUUCUAUUAGUGCCCAAGUGAGAAUUUUUGUAUCUUUUUGCAACCUUUUAUCGUGUCUUCUUAUGGAUUAA